Molecule: messenger RNA, 2349 nt
Organism: Brachypodium distachyon (stiff brome)
Lineage: Eukaryota; Viridiplantae; Streptophyta; Magnoliopsida; Poales; Poaceae
Product: prolycopene isomerase, chloroplastic
Exons: 10
Coding region: 118-1911 (597 amino acids)
Biological process (GO): carotenoid metabolic process
Molecular function (GO): oxidoreductase activity
Source: RefSeq, a predicted model, not a curated record
CCAACUGCCGCCUCACUCACGCGCUCCAUCCGAUUUUCAUCUUCCCCACCCAACUCCGACCCCUCGCCGCGCGCCACCACCCCCCGCUUCGCCGGCGACGAUACCCCCUCCGCCGACAUGGCUUCCGCCGCACUCCUAGCCUCCCGCGCGCUACACGCGCCGCCGCGCCGCCACCGCCACCAUCCCACCCCUCUCGCGCGCCCAACAGCCGCCCCCGCUCCAAUGCCACGGCGCCGCCGCCUCGCCACGGCCGCGCGCCUCCAGGCGGUGGCCGCCGACGAGAUCCCCGCGGACCCUUCCUCCCCCGUCGACCUCCCCGGGGUGGCGGCGGAGCGGGCGGAGGCGGACGUGGUGGUGAUCGGGAGCGGGCUGGGCGGGCUGUGCUGCGCGGGCCUGCUGGCGAGGUACGGCCAGGAUGUGCUGGUGCUGGAGAGCCACGACCGCGCCGGCGGCGCCGCCCACUCGUUCGACGUCAAAGGGUUCCACUUCGAUUCCGGGCCGUCGCUCUUCUCCGGGUUCCAGUCCAGAGGCCCCCAGGCCAAUCCCCUCGCCCAGGUCCUCGAUGCGCUAGGCGAAUCGGUGCCGUGUGCUUCUUAUGACUCUUGGAUGGUGCAUGUACCUGAAGGCCAAUUCCUGUCACGGAUAGGCCCAACUGAUUUCCUCAAGGACCUUGAGACAUAUGUUGGUGUUGACGCAACCCGAGAGUGGCAAAAGCUACUAGAUGCAGUUCUUCCUAUAUCUGCAGCUGCAAUGGCUUUGCCUCCACUUUCCAUUCGAGGUGAUUUGGGUGUUCUAUCCACAGCUGCCGCUAGAUACGCUCCUUCUCUGCUGCAAUCAUUCCUAAAGAUGGGACCACAAGGAGCCUUAGGCGCAACAAAACUUCUACGUCCAUUCUCAGAGAUUGUUGAUUCUCUGGAGCUGAAAAAUCCCUUCGUUCGUAACUGGAUCGACCUCUUGUGCUUUCUACUCGCAGGAGUCAAAUCUGAUAGCGCUCUUUCUGCAGAAAUGGUUUACAUGUUUGCAGAAUGGUACAAACCAGGAUGCUUGCUUGAGUAUCCUCUGGGUGGAAGUGGAGCAAUAAUAGAUGCACUUGUGCGAGGUAUCGAAAAGUUUGGUGGAAGACUUGCUCUUAAUUCUCAUGUUGAAAAGAUUUUAGUCGAGAAUGGACGGGCUGUUGGUGUCAAGCUACGAAGUGGACAGAUUGUACGUGCAAAGAAAGCGGUUGUUAGCAAUGCGUCUAUGUGGGAUACUUUGGAUCUGCUACCACCAGAUGUUGUCCCAAAAUCAUACCAAGAUAAAGUGAAAGUAACUCCACAAUGUGAUUCGUUUAUGCAUCUCCACUUGGGCUUCGAUGCAGAGAAUGCUAGAGAGGACCUUGGAAUCCACCAUAUUGUGGUUAAUGAUUGGAACAAAGGAGUUGAUGGUGAGCAGAACGUUGUGUUGAUAUCAGUUCCUAGUGUUCUUGGCAAGGGCCUGGCACCGCCUGGAAAGCACAUCCUUCAUGCGUAUACACCAGGGACAGAACCUUUCAGUUUGUGGGAGGGACUAGACAGGAAAAGCGCAGAGUAUCGAAGACUGAAAGAAGAACGUUCUGAGGUGAUGUGGAAAGCCGUCGAGCUCGCUCUCGGCCCCAAAUUCAGCAGGGAGAAAUGCGACGUGAAGUUGGUCGGGACGCCAUUGACGCACAAGAGGUUUCUGCGGAGGAACAGGGGCACCUACGGCCCCGCCAUAAAGGCCGGAGAAGCCACGUUCCCAGGGCAGGCAACGCCAAUCCCCCAGCUAUUCUGCUGCGGUGACUCGACUUUUCCGGGGAUCGGAGUGCCGGCGGUGGCAGCGAGCGGCGCAAUCGUCGCCAACACGCUGGUCUCCGUGUCACAGCAUUCAGAGCUCCUCGACGCUGUUGGAAUCUAACCAUCUAAUUGCAGAACAUGUGCUAUUUCUCUGGUUGCAGGCAGGCAGGCAGAUCUGUGGAUAUGACAAUACACAUACAGAAGGAAAAUGACUCAAAAUUUCCUAUGUCUAUUGAGGAAGAGCAUUAUUUGGAUGAACUAUAGAUCCUAACUAGUAGUACUAACUAGUUACUCUCUUCGUUUCAUAAUUCUUGUCACAAAUUUGCUCAAAAAUGAAUAUAUCUAUUAUAAAAAACGUCUAGAUACAUGUAUAUUUCAACAAGAAUUAUGAAACGGAGGGAAUACUUCUUUUUCGGUGGAAUUAAGCUAAGAGAUUUCCAGCUGUUUUUCAGAAACAAUCAUGUAGCAGAGAGAAAUGUUACAUGACGUUGUAUCAUUGUACAGCAUUGGUUAUACAGUAUACUAAAUACACGGAGCUCGUAUUCUCCGACACUGUCAA